Syzygium oleosum is the source of this 399-nucleotide messenger RNA. RefSeq lists its product as uncharacterized. The record is from RefSeq and is a predicted model, not a curated record. The coding region runs from base 1 to 399 and encodes 132 amino acids. NCBI's taxonomy places the organism in Eukaryota, Viridiplantae, Streptophyta, Magnoliopsida, Myrtales, Myrtaceae. The transcript has 3 exons.
AUGACUAGUCUGGAUACUAGCCUUGCACAGUCAGGACAUCAGCCUGUACCUGUAGCACCCGAACCUUCAGUGGCUGAGCCUGAUCCGAAGCCGGAAGAAUCACAGGCAGGGUAUGAUCCAAUGGAUGUGGAUCUAGGUGCAAUGCCAGAGGAGGAACCCGAAGAAGAGCCCGAAGAAGAACCAAAUGACGAACCUGAGGAAGCACUAGAGGAAGAACCAGAAGAAGCUCCAGAGGUGCGUCUGGACCUAAGGAUGGGCAGCCGAAAUGGAGAAGCCAGCGGUCAAGCAGAAGCAGAAGUAGAAACAGAAGCAGAAAUGGAAGAAAACGAAGGAGCCGAAGUAAAGAAGAAGAAGCAGCAACAGCAGCAAUACGAGGUUAGCAGGAAGUCAUCAGCGUGA